UAGCAAGAGACCUCGAAAGCCUAUUCAAGUUUAUACCUGGCAGCCGCCGCCACCAUAGCACCAUCCAGUGAUGCGCCAUCAGAUAGGGGCCAGCUCUACAUUACAAGAGACAAGAGCUGAACGUAAACUACAACCUCGUUCCUCCAAAAUCAACAGUCCACUGAACAAGCUGCACUUACAUAUUUUUUCAGUAGGCUAUCAGUUUAUGCAUUCAAUGUAAAUACAUUCAUCGCAAAGCAACCCUUAAAAACGAUUUUCUUUCUAUAGAUAUAAAUAAAUGUCUUGUACCAUGUAUUACAACUUUUCUUCGGUAUGAAUAUGCAAUGCCAUAUAAAGAAGGCAGUAUAUAGAACCAUAUAAUAUACAUUAUAACAGGAAUAAAUUAUAAAAUGUAAUGAAUGUAAUGAACAAUGACUAAUUAUGACUAUCAUUCUAUAAAGGGAAGAUAUUUCUAAAGAAGAUAACAGGACUUAUGUUGCAUACAGUAAUUAUAGGUUGAUGCCAACCCAGUGUGCUGGCCAUUUUGGGUAUUGGUCAUGAAUCCUGCUCACUCCUGAUGUACCGCCUGCUGAUGCCGUCCCUCUUCCCCUAACCACCGGUCUUCCUCUUGCCACACCACGUGCUCUACCUGUUCCUUCCUGUCCCCCUGCUAUGGGGAAGGGGACUUCAGUUCUUAUCAACAGUUGACAUUACACCUAAAGUCAAAGGUUGGGAACCACUGCCCUAUACCAUAAGCAGGCAUGACUGAUCUUAAACAAUAGGCUAUAUCAAUACAAUAUACUCUAUAACGGCUCCCUAUUCCAGUAUAUACUUUGGCAGAUUUUUGGCAAACACAUGCCCUUUUGGAAUGAAGGACUACUUCACAAUAUUAUACUACAGUAGGUGUUCAGAAUAAUUAAGAAUGAAUUAUUAACACCUACGAAUUUUUCAAAGCGUAAAUGGGUCCUUUUUUGUCAUUUCAGAAAUAAUAUUUUCUUCAUAUUUUGUUGAUGUAUGGACUGACAAACUACAUGUCCCCGGUUUUGAUAACUGAAGACACCUGUACACACGAGGCAUAGUUAUUUCAUAUUCGUUUCUCAAAUAAAACCUUCAAGGACGCAAUUGCUUUACUUCCUACUUUCACACCUGAAUAAGUUUCAUUUCUGCAGAAACAACCCAUCCCUUGGUCAUCCAGCGCCCUCACCCUCCCGUCUGACAUUUCAGCCAAUGAAAUACUUACAUUUGAUAAGUGGGAGGGAAUUGCGGCUUAGCUAUAAACGCAGACGCCUCGUUUCGUUUUGGACUCGUUGUAUUAACAAGGGAUCAUCAGCAGGGAUUCAUCAUGAUGGCUGUAUGUGGCAUACUGUGUAAAUCCGUCAUUCUGAUCUUCAACAUUUUGUACACUGUGGUGGGUCUAGCCUUUCUGGGGGUCGGUGUGUGGCUGAGAGCUCGCUACCCAGACUUCCCUUCCGGGUCUGGGGAUUAUGUGCUGAUAGCGGUUGGCAUAGUGAUGCUAAUCACUGCGAUCACCGGGGACAUUGGCGGCUGCGGAAACAAGUCCUCCUCUCUGGCAACGUUCUGUGUUCUGCUGGUCGUCCUGAUGGCAGCCCAGCUAGCCCUCUACGUCCAACGAGAAAAGGUGGACCACCGUCUGGUUGAGUUCUACGUAUUCCUGUACACGAUCUACAUCACCACCGCCGGAGACCCCGUGGUGGGAGGGACCCUCAGAGUGAUUCACUACACGAUGGACUGCUGUGGAGCCUUGGGAGUGGUGGGCGUGGACCCCAUCUCCCACACCUGCCCUGAGCCAUCAGGGUUCCUGGACCACUUCAAGUCUCCCUGUCCUACUGUUCUGGUGGACGUCAUGGGCAAAGGACCUCCUUUGGCCAUGGGCAUCUUCUACGGCAACGCUGUGCUGAUGUUGCUUUGUCUGCUUUGCAGUCUGGCUCUUUACAAAAUUCUGAGGAUGGCCGCUUCCCCUCGCUACACCCAGCUCACUCAGACUGUGGUCUCCAUCUCUGGCUCCCACGCCCAGCCCCACCUCUACCCUUACCUCUACCCUGGUGACGGUGUCGUCCUAACCGCCAUGGAACCCGAACUGCUGGCUGAGGCCUAACUCUGCUCAUUCUCACUUUCUCAGCCCUUUUGUUAGGCAAGGGGUAGCGUUCUUCACCUCCUAUCCUACGGUCUCCCUGACCCCCACUCCUCCUUCUCCCUCUCCUUUGGUUCGCCUUCUACAGGUAGCAACCCUGGCGGCUGCUGGGAUCCUCUUGGGACUUCAGAGGAAACCCAUGACCCACCAGCUCCUUCCACAAAACAUCGGCGUUUACUGAGCUCCUUCUCUCCCCUAAGCCUGUUUAGUCAUUUAGUCAAACAUCUUUGAAGAUGUCAAGUCCGUUUUUUUAAACCCUUUUUUAUAAAUUGUUACAUUGUUGGUAGCCUUGCAUCCUUGCUCGCUUAACAUUCCAGUUGGUAUUCUUAGAGUUUAAAACUGCACAUGUUAGAGAUUACAUGGGCAAUUUUGUUUGAUUAGUUUUAUAUUUAAAAAUGAUGUUCUGGGUCAGCUCUUGCACUAAGCAGUUGUUUUUAGUUUUUUUUACGUUUAAUAGUGCAAUGCAUCCAGAGCCUUUUGCAAUGAAAACGUAAUAUUAUUGAUAGUAUUAUUGAUAGAUAAAAAGCUAAAUGUGAAAGGAUGUUAUUUUAAAGAUUAACAUGUGAAUAUAGACGCACAUUCCUAGCCUUUUCUGGUUGAUGUGGAAAUAUCAAUCGUAGCUAUCUACAAAAUAUUUUAACACUUCGCAUAAGUCACUUGAAAAGGCAUUUCCAUACAUUCUUGGAUAGUUUGCAUUUGCGUUGCCACUGUAGCCACGAAGUCUGAUACUGAAGUCAAUCGACUGACUUCUUUGUUGUAAUGAUUCCUUUAAAUGUCUUACCGACAUGACAAAUUCCCCCUUGGUGUAUUUUGAUUUAACUUCGUCUCUCCCGCCAUGGUCAUUCCAAAACUCAAUUCUAAACCCAUGAUGGUCAGUGCCCCUCAUCUUUGUUUCAUUUUUAUUAACUGUCCACGAUGUGAAUGUUUCCCUUUAAGAAUAAUGUACAGCGAUUGUCUAAUGAAUGUAUGCUUGGUAACUUUGCUGCCUGUAUCCUCCCAUUUUCAUGCUCUAUUAAAUAAAAUAUUUUGCUGUC
Molecule: messenger RNA, 3165 nt
Organism: Gadus macrocephalus (Pacific cod)
Lineage: Eukaryota; Metazoa; Chordata; Actinopteri; Gadiformes; Gadidae
Product: CD9 antigen-like
Exons: 10
Coding region: 1322-2095 (257 amino acids)
Cellular component (GO): membrane
Source: RefSeq, a predicted model, not a curated record